AUUGAUCCUAGUUUUGCUGCGUUAUUUUCUCAAAGUUUUUCAAAAUUCCAUAAUUUCACCUCCUCUCACAAUUGAAGCGAUCAUCUUCCUCAAAAAUGUCAGAUUCUUCCUCACCGCCGCCUCCGACGAACAACGCCGAUUCAGAAACAACCGUAUCAAACGAUUCAGAAUCCAACACGAAAUGUCAAACAGCGAUCCAAUCAUUAGCCACGAUUGUCACAACCACAGACAUCCCUUCCACAAUCUCUAACCUCCUCAACGACGAAGCCGUCUCCACCGCGAUCUCCUCUCUCCUCCAACGUCCAGACUCAGGCGCCGGAGACAACAACCUCUGCCGUUGGCUUUACGACACAUUCCAGUCCGCGGAGCCAUCGCUUCAGCUUCUCGUUCUCCGAUUCGUUCCUUUGAUCGCUGGUCUCUACCUUUCUCGUGUCCCUCUCCGUCAACCACAAGCCGGAUUCGAAGCCGUGUUACUCGCACUCUACGCUCACGAAACUACCUCACGCGCCGGUCAAGCGAUCACCGUCAACAUCCCCGAUCUAUCACAUCCCAGUAUCUACCACGAAUCAAAAGGUCUCACAAGGAACAACAACUCAACGUGCCUCAACAUUGCUGUGCUCUCCUCCACGUUAGAUCCGCACGGGACUGUUAGAUCCACGCGCCGAGCGAGGAUCGUCGGUGUCGCGUUGGAGCUUUACUAUAGCAAAAUCCCGAAGAUGCCACGCGAAUCCAAGCUCAAUUUCUGCGAGUCGUGUGAGAAAUGGGCGGGGCAAAACGGUGAAACAGAGCAACCUUCGCGGGCGGUGAUUCCGACGUUGAGCGAUGAUUCGUGGAGAGAAGAAGAGGAUGUUGCUAUCGGAGGAAGAUCUGAGAGAGAUAGCGGAAGGAUUCCCUUGCCAUGGGAGCUUCUGCAACCGAUUAUGAGGAUCUUGGGACAUUGUCUCUUCGGGCUCAAAGUGGAAGAUAGGGAAUUAUCGGAGGCGGCCAGUAAAGCUUGUCAAAGUUUGUAUCUCCGAUCGCUUCACGAUAUCAAUCCUAAGGCGAUUCUGGCUACCGGAAGUCUUCUCCGGCUAAGGGAGAUGGCUCUUGAUCCUAAAAACCAAAUCGAUCACACUGAGGUCUCAAACGACACCCUUCUCACUGUCUGACCACGUUUUUUUUGUCAACGCUUCUAAAAAACAGCUUUGAUUGAUUUUGUCAAACAAAACAAAAAUGCAAGGAGAUGCUACGUUUCUGUUGGCUAAUAUUUCUAUAAAAAAAAAAAAAAAGAAACAAUGAAUUUUUGUGUUUUACUACCAGAAGAGGUCAUUAUGAAGUUGAGGCCCUUGUUAUUAUUUGUUUGAUAUUAUUUGUUUGAUAAAACCAACAAAAAAAAAAAAAAAAAAAAAA
Capsella rubella is the source of this 1389-nucleotide messenger RNA. RefSeq lists its product as uncharacterized. Gene Ontology annotation, cellular component: plasma membrane. The record is from RefSeq and is a predicted model, not a curated record. Bases 96 to 1148 code for a protein of 350 amino acids. Gene Ontology annotation, biological process: protein localization to plasma membrane; phosphatidylinositol phosphate biosynthetic process. The transcript has a single exon. Lineage: Eukaryota; Viridiplantae; Streptophyta; Magnoliopsida; Brassicales; Brassicaceae.